Messenger RNA from Manihot esculenta (cassava), 769 nucleotides. RefSeq names its product 40S ribosomal protein S26-2. Gene Ontology annotation, cellular component: ribosome; cytosolic small ribosomal subunit. NCBI's taxonomy places the organism in Eukaryota, Viridiplantae, Streptophyta, Magnoliopsida, Malpighiales, Euphorbiaceae. Gene Ontology annotation, molecular function: mRNA binding; structural constituent of ribosome. Gene Ontology annotation, biological process: translation. The record is from RefSeq and is a predicted model, not a curated record. The transcript has 4 exons. Bases 136 to 621 code for a protein of 161 amino acids.
AUGUAAUUACAUUAUCCUCUUCCCACUUUGUAUAUAUAAAUAUAAUAAUAAGCAAACUGCUUCCUCCUGUGAAAACCCUAGCGGCACCUGCGCAUAUCCCACAUUUGUAUCCAGGAAACACCACCACUCGCCGCCAUGACAUUCAAGCGUAGGAACGGCGGUCGCAACAAGCACGGCCGAGGACACGUCAAGUUCAUCCGCUGCUCCAACUGCGGUAAAUGCUGCCCCAAGGACAAAGCAAUCAAGAGGUUUCUUGUGAGAAACAUCGUCGAGCAAGCUGCUGUGAGGGAUGUUCAGGAUUCUUGCGUCUAUGAUGGUUUAUCUAUCUUUCUGUUCCUCUUACUUUGUAUAGUUAUUUGUUAUUUAUUUGAUUAUUUAUGGAUUGAUUUAUUUGGUUUUGCAGGAUAUGUACUUCCCAAGCUGUAUGUGAAGAUGCAGUACUGUGUUUCAUGUGCCAUUCACUCCAGGGUUGUGAGGGUUCGCUCUCGCACUCAGCGCAGGAACCGUGAGCCACCACAGCGCUUCCUCAGGCGCAGGGAUGACUUGCCAAAGCCUGGACAGCCUGGACAACCUGGUCAAGGAAUUCGUCCUGCAGGGGUUGGGACUGCUGCUAGAGCUUGAUAAUUUGAUUUAUUUCCUGUCAUGCUUUGUUAUGAUACUACUAGAAUUUUGGAAGAAAUAUUUUGAAAUUUCACUCUUUGAGUAUCUAUUAACGAUUACAUAUGUUUAAGAUCUUAGAAGUUUUGGUCAAUGAAUAUGCUUUUUGAAA